Molecule: messenger RNA, 1743 nt
Organism: Parathielavia appendiculata
Lineage: Eukaryota; Fungi; Ascomycota; Sordariomycetes; Sordariales; Chaetomiaceae
Exons: 3
Coding region: 1-1743 (580 amino acids)
Source: RefSeq, a predicted model, not a curated record
AUGGCCUACCGAUCCUCCGCCCCGGACCUCCCCCGCCCGGAGCGCACGACUGAGCGCUGGGACCGCGAGCGCUACGAGCACGAGCGCGACCGUGACCGCUACGGCGACAUGCGCGAGCGCUUCGAGGAGGAGGACGACCACGUGUAUGUGCGACGCGGCACACGUCCCGCAUCGCGACCCGCACCGCGCGACCGCGACCAGGAUGACCGGUCUUCUACCACGGUGGGACCGUCCGACAGAGACAGAGACUGGAACCGCGAGCGGCGGUUCCGUGGCGGCAGAGCAGACGAAGAUGACGACGUUGUCAUUCACGAGCGGUCGCGCGAGAGACGCAGGGUCGUGUACGACGACGAGCCGCCGCAUGUCGUGCGCCGGGAACCUCCCCGACGCGCCGUGUCGCCUCCUCCGUGGCGUCGUCCGGUUUCUCCUCCUCCGCGGGGAGAGGUUGAGGUGGAGAAGUCGCGGGUGGUGUUUGAGAAGGAGCGGUAUCGCAGCCCGUCGCCCGCCCCCAGGAGGCCGCCGGUGAUGCUGAGGCGCCAGUCGAGUCUGGAUACCUUUGACCGCAAGCCGACGAAGCGAUACUGGGAGCGGGAGGAGUACGGGCCGCCCGCGAGAAGGGACGAUUAUCGGGUGCCCCCGUAUGUGGAUAUCCCUCUGCCCAGGACCAAGGCCCUACCGCCGCCGAGGGUUUAUGCCGAGCGGGAGUACGCAGACGAGAUUCAGGUGUCAGAUCCGCACCGGUAUGGGGAUGAUGACUUCCACGCGUACCCUGAGAGGGUGCGUGAGAGGGAGACUGUGAGGACGCGCCGCCGCGAUUCGAGGGUGAGGAGGCGGUCGAGGUCGUCGAGCACGAGCAGUUCAAGCAGCAGUGGCGGCACGGCAUUGACGACGAGGAGUGAGUAUCCCAAGAAGGGCAAAACGCGCAUCCCGGCCCGGCUGGUGUCGAAGCGCGCGCUGAUCGACCUUGGGUACCCGUAUGUCGAGGAGGGCAACGUCAUUAUCGUGCAGAAGGCACUCGGCCAGCAGAACAUAGACGACCUGCUCAAGCUCAGCGAUGAUUACAAAAAGAGUGAACUCGAAAUCGCCGCCGCCCGGUCCACCGCCGGCGACAUUAUUGAAGAGCGCAUCGAGCGCCGAACCGAGAUCUACGAAGGCGCCGCCGCCCUGCCCGCGCCUCCCCCCGCGCCCGUCGCUACCGGUAACGGCCCCAUCAUCGUCGACGCCCAUCCGCCCCAGCAGCCGGUCGAGGUCGUCAAAACAACCGUCAUCCGCGACGUCUCGCCCACCCGGUACACCACCACCUCCUACGACACCACCACUUCGUACGACACAGCCAGCUCGUAUGACACCUACACGACCACGACCAGCUCCCCCACCGUCGUCCUCGACCGCACCCGGGAGGAAUCCACCCACAUCCCCGUCGGCCCCGUCGCGCUCGCAAGCCACAACACGCACCGCUACCCCCAUGGCCACCGGUACGACGUCUACGAGACGGAGGACCUGCGCUCCGAAAUCCGCCACUUGGAGAAGCAGCUGGCGAGGCGGGAACGCAGCCGCCAUCGCAGCCGCCACAGGAGCAUGAGCAGGGGCGGCGAGAUGGUCCGCGCCGAGCGGCUGAGCACCGGCGAGCUGGUCCUGUAUGACGAGGAAGUCGAGAUCGUGCAGGAACCGACGAGGGCUGGGCCCAGGAUCGAGAAGGAUAAGAGAGGUAGGCUGUCUAUUAGCGUGCCGAGGUACCGGUGA